Papaver somniferum (opium poppy) is the source of this 987-nucleotide messenger RNA. Its product is annotated as V-type proton ATPase 16 kDa proteolipid subunit-like. The transcript is spliced from 3 exons. Gene Ontology annotation, cellular component: proton-transporting V-type ATPase, V0 domain. Lineage: Eukaryota; Viridiplantae; Streptophyta; Magnoliopsida; Ranunculales; Papaveraceae. Gene Ontology annotation, molecular function: proton-transporting ATPase activity, rotational mechanism. Gene Ontology annotation, biological process: proton transmembrane transport. The record is from RefSeq and is a predicted model, not a curated record. Bases 106 to 603 code for a protein of 165 amino acids.
UGAUUUUUUUCGAUCAUAAAAAAUCGGAGAGAGAGAAAUCCCAAAUCUCUCAAAGAAAAAAACAAAAAACACAGAAAAUUCAGAUCCGAUCUCCUGUAAAUCAAAAUGUCUUCAUCAUUCAGCGGUGAUGAAACUGCUCCAUUCUUCGGAUUCCUUGGGGCUGCAGCUGCCCUUGUUUUCUCAUGUAUGGGAGCUGCUUAUGGAACAGCUAAGAGCGGUGUUGGUGUAGCUUCAAUGGGUGUAAUGAGACCAGAAUUAGUUAUGAAAUCAAUUGUUCCAGUUGUUAUGGCUGGAGUGUUGGGUAUCUAUGGUUUGAUUAUUGCUGUUAUCAUAAGUACUGGAAUUAACCCUAAGGCUAAAUCUUAUUAUCUAUUCGAUGGUUACGCACAUCUUUCAUCUGGUCUUGCUUGUGGUCUUGCUGGUCUUUCUGCUGGUAUGGCCAUCGGGAUUGUUGGUGAUGCUGGUGUUAGAGCCAAUGCUCAGCAGCCAAAGCUCUUCGUUGGAAUGAUCCUUAUCCUCAUUUUCGCUGAAGCCCUUGCUUUGUAUGGACUCAUUGUUGGUAUCAUCUUGUCUUCAAGAGCUGGUCAAUCUAGAGCAGACUAGAAAGAGAGAGACCAUUUCUGGCGCUUUUCUUGGUGUGGUUAUCAGUAUAUUAUUUUGUCUGUUUUUAUUCAUCUUCAGGUUUGUAAUGGUUGUUCAGCCCUCACAGUGCUCUGAAAAAUUCUUCAUUCUGAACACAAUUACUCCAUCACCCUUGCACAGGGGUGAUUGUUCAGUUAUCGGCUUAAAUUAGGAACAAAUUGAUUGGAAAAUAAAGCUUAAGCUCUUUUCUUUCUUUUCUCUGUUCAUGGAUUAAUUUAUGUACGCUGCAGAUAUUAGCUCUAUCUGGUCUAGUUACUGGGUGUUGUCUGGAUCUAGAACCUGAUUAUUUUGUAUGUGUUGUAUUUAUUGCUCAUUUUUUUUCUUAAUUGUUUUGUUUGAUAUUUU